UGCCAAUCAUUGCAAAGUUGAACUGCCGUCUGGCAACGCUAGGCACUUUGUUAUUUUUUGGGGGCUCCAUAAAAUUGCUUAUCAGUAUUAAAUUUUAAGAAAGUGGAAUAAAUAAUCCUAGAAGCUUCAGAGAAGCACCAGGGUUGGAAAGACACCGAAUUGACGCCUUUAGUAACAUGCGCUAAACGCCAGGGCAGGCCGGAAAAAAAAGACCACACGCAAAGUGGGCGUCAACAAAAAGUUGUGUGGAGAAAACCAGGAAGACAAAAAGCCCACGAAAAGUGAUACUCAACCAAAUAAUCGACUGAUAAGAGUAACUCUCGAAUUCCCGAGGCCAUGAGCAACCACAGAUACCAUCAGGGAGGCAACUAUAUGCACCCCCGGAUAUCGUCCUACCCACACCACUUCAGCUAUGUCUCAUCAUGUGUCAAGUACAUGAUCUUCCUGUUGAACUUCCUCUUCUGGCUCUUUGGCGGCCUGCUCCUAGCCAUCGGCGUUUAUGCCUUCAUGGAAAAACUAAAGGACGGCAAUGGAUGGCUAAGAUUGGACACGGUCUACGAUGUGAUUUUUAAUAUCUCCCUCGUAAUGAUCAUCGCAGGGGUUAUCGUCUUCACUGUCAGCUUUGCUGGCUGUUUGGGGGCACUGCGAGAGAAUACAUGGCUACUAAAGCUUUACUCCAUGUGCCUGCUGCUUUUCUUUAUUCUCGAAAUGUCGCUUGCCAUCAUCUGCUUUGUGUUCCCGCAGUAUAUGAACUCGUUCCUCGAAUACCAAUUUACAGACAAGAUUAUCCACUCAUACCGCGAAGAUUCCGACCUGCAGAACUUCAUUGACUUUGCCCAGCAGGAGUUCAAGUGCUGCGGUCUUAGCAACGCCGGCUACCAAGAUUGGAGCAAGAACGAGUACUUUAACUGCUCCUCACCCUCGGUGGAAAGGUGCGGUGUGCCCUAUAGUUGCUGCAUAAAUGCCACCGACAUCAGCUCCGGCCUGGUUAACAUCAUGUGUGGAUACGGAGUUCAGGAACAAUCGGUGGCCGCUGCCAGCAAACGCAUCUGGACCAGCGGUUGCAUUGAAAUUGUCCGAGUCUGGGUGGAGCGUAAUUUGUAUGUGAUUGCCGGCGUGGCCCUGGGCAUAGCCCUGCUGCAGCUGUUUGUCAUCUAUUUGGCCAAGACCUUGGAGGGACAGAUCGACCUGCAGAAAUCACGCUGGUCGUGAGUGCAAUGCCACCAUCCGUACCUUUACGGAUAUCCACCCUGCGAAGAUGACCCUUACUACAAUUCGCGGAUGUGAGGCGGACUAUUCUGGUCCUGCCCAUGCUCAAAUAGUUUCAAACCGAAUCCAACACCUAGAAUAAUCCAUAGCUCUCUAUAUACAAUCUCUUGUGUUUUUGAUCGAUUCAAGUUCUAAUGUCCCAAAAGUCUUGCAAUAGUAUUUAUACUCGUCUAGGAUUAAGUAAUAUAUUUAUACUCGAAUAUAGUUGUACUGCCCAUUAUAUGUUUAUGUAUGUUUUUAAAGACAGCUUAAAUCAUAGUCACAAGUAAAGUCGAACAAAUCUAAACUUUUACUCGUAUAUGUAUGCAAUAUCGUACUAUUUAAAAGACACUUGUAUAUAAGUUAGCAAGUUUCGUAAGAAAUAUGCAUUUAAAAUUAGAUUUAUAUAAACCGACGAAACCAAAACUGCAUGCACGUUUGUUAAACACAACAAAAUACUAGACUUAUUAGCAUUUUUAAGUAUCUGCGCGCGAGUUUGUCUGCAAACCCUGUUGUAAUGCGUAUUAUACAAAUACAGACAUUCUAUAUGUGUAAUGCUGA
Messenger RNA from Drosophila eugracilis, 1809 nucleotides. Its product is annotated as tetraspanin-33. Gene Ontology annotation, cellular component: membrane. NCBI's taxonomy places the organism in Eukaryota, Metazoa, Arthropoda, Insecta, Diptera, Drosophilidae. The transcript is spliced from 2 exons. The coding region runs from base 337 to 1212 and encodes 291 amino acids. The record is from RefSeq and is a predicted model, not a curated record. Gene Ontology annotation, biological process: protein maturation; protein localization to plasma membrane.